Molecule: messenger RNA, 1790 nt
Organism: Pogoniulus pusillus (Red-fronted tinkerbird)
Lineage: Eukaryota; Metazoa; Chordata; Aves; Piciformes; Lybiidae
Gene: CCDC63
Product: coiled-coil domain containing 63
Exons: 12
Coding region: 1-1770 (589 amino acids)
Biological process (GO): outer dynein arm assembly; cilium movement
Cellular component (GO): axoneme
Source: RefSeq, a predicted model, not a curated record
AUGAAUGUAUUAGAUUUGCAUGAAAAUAUUGGCCUGAUUCUCCAGCUCACCUCAGAGGUUUUAUUUGACAUCUAUGGGACACUCCCAGCGUUCUCCGUGAGGGGGGUAAAUGUGCCUUGGCCAUACCCUGGUGCCAUUCUCCUGUCUGAUGGUCACAAUGAAGACCUUGCCUACUACUCUCAGGGAGGACCCUCUUUGGGGCAGAAGGCUGAAGAGAUCCCUGUAAAGGAGAACGAAAACCUGGUUGCAGAUGAGAUGAGGAGGCUGCAGAAACAGCUUUGGAUUGCAGCAGAGAAGAGGAAGGGUUAUGGAGCCAACGUGAGGCGGCACUUGCAGGCCCAGCAGAAGGAAAUCAAGUCGCUGACUCAGGGACACUUAGAGGUGGCAUUAAUGAUGCGCCAGAUCACGCCCAGCAGAAGCCCCGUCCUGGCCGACAGAAAUCGUGUGGAGAUCAACCGCCUCCUGCAGUUAAAAAGCCAGAACGAGGCAGUGAUUAGAGAGAGAAAGGCCCAGUUGGCUGAGCUGGACAAGCAGAUACAUGAGCUGGAAAAAGAGAUUGUAAAGCAAAAGCAGAAAGGAGCGAAGGCAAAGCAAGCCAAGGAUAACAAACUGCUGCAAAAGAAGCUCGAGACCCUGGAGAAACGUCUGUACAACGCCACUGUCCGGUUCGAUAGCAGCCUUGCCAGGAAUAACAAGCUCCGUGAAGAGAUUGAAAACAUGAGGGUCCAAAAGGCCAUUUUGGACAAUGCCUAUUGGAAGCUCCAUAGGAAGCUGGAGCAGCAGAGGCAAAGGAUGACCACUGCCAUGGAGCAAUGUACAGAGGCCAAAGAGCAGCGGAUGGAAGCAGCGGCUACAAUAGAUGAGAUAAAGAAAAGGAACAUCCAGGAGACUGUCCAAUACAGGGAGGAGCUGGAGAAGCUGAAAUAUAUCCCCAUAAAGGAGACCAAACUGAAAAACUUCAUGGUCUCCAAAUUAACUGAUCGGUCUGGAUUGGAGGAGAAAGCCGAAAAAGAGAAAGCCUUGAAGGCAGCCGAGCGGGCCAAGAAGAGACAGUGGGAGAGCAUGGAGAGCCGGCAGGUGGCUUACAAGCGCCUUACGGAGAUGUCAGAGGAGAAGGACAUUGGCCAGCUCAUGAACAUCUUCAUGGAAAGGGAGGACCAGAACUUCUCCAGCUUCGGCUACUCCAACAAGCUAAAGGAUGAUGUGGAGAAACUGAAGCAGCAGAUCAGUGACCUCCAGACCAAAAUUUCAGCCCUCACCACAGAUCAGGAGCGUGCAGAGAGGAGCAGCAUUCAGGUUCUGAAGGAGCUGGAGGAGAAAUUAAUGGAAACCACAAAGGAGGCCAACUUGUGUGAGGAAAGCUUGAAGGAGACCAGCAAAAUCCUGGGCCAGAAAAAAUCAGACAUGGAGGCCCUGCUGAAAGAAAUCAGCAGAGACAAUGAGAUAACAGAAGAGCUCAAAGGAAUGGGGCAGAUCACCCACCGCAGCCUGGUGCAGUUUUUUGGUCUCCUGGAGAAGAUGACCAAUGAGCUCCUGCUAAAGGAGUCCAUCCUACGAUACAUAUCAAUGGAGGUCUCCGAUCAACCCCAGCCCUUCACCAGCCCAUUGCUGGGUGACACUGAUCCUCUCAUCCAGGAGAUGGACCCGGCCCAGCUCUUCCCAAGGCCCCCGUCCCUGAAGAGCAGUGUUGAUGUCAUUGAUGCCUUGGAAGAGCCACUGGACCACCAGCAGCUGCGCCAACUGGUUCUGCAGAGCCAGAGGAAGGAGUAGGGCAAAACCACCAGCAAGGA